GUGGAAUUUCGUCUCACCGAGUUAACCGCUGUUCAAAAACUUCUUACUUCAAUGUCACAGGGACGAGGGUCGCGACCUGGCCAGAACAGUUUGAAACGCGAAUCCUCCAUUCUAUCGUACUUUUCCAAAAAGGAUUCAAAUACAACAGCCACUACAUUCGUGUCGGCCAAGAAUCUUACUCAAUCACAGCCUAUAUCAAAUUCCUCGCCAACAGUUCCAUUGACAACGCGACAUAACUCACACCCAUUUGCAGCUUCCAGAUCUGCUACAAAGCAGAUAACGAAUGACUCUAAAUACGUUGAUGCCGAGCUAUAUGGCGAUCAAAAAUUGGUAUUUUCGUCACAGAUAACAGCAAAACGAUCUAAUACCACCCUGGCGGCUCCGAAGGUGGCGGCCCCGAAGCAAGCCCAGGACCACGCUGUCUUCGAAGAUUUGAUUGAUUUGACUAUGGAAGUAACGGAGACUGUGCCUAAACCAAGAAUAGCAUCCUUUGCAAACCGCCAAGCAUCGAAGCCCAGUGUUGGAUUAGCAUCAGCGGGCAGAGCUUGGAAUGCCGUCCCGACCAACAUCAGCUCUUCUUCUUCAAUGCAUACAAGCACUGCCAACACGUUUGAGUUCUCUCAUGGUGGACCUUCCGCAAUGGAUGUACAGCCAUUUAAAGUGGCGGCCGGGUCAUCCAAUUCGUCUCAAACGGAAUCCAGCUCCAUGUUUGGUAACCCAGCAUUUUCAGCAGCCACUACACAAAGCAAGAAACGAGUGCUUCCGUCCAAGUCUUUCUCAGACGCGAAGAGAGGUCGAGUUUCUGAUGGUAGUCUUAGCAGUAGUCAAGGAGCAACUAGAGAGAUAACUCGUCUGGGUCAGUAUAAGUUGUCUGAUGAGCAGAAUGCCGUACUUGAAAUGGCCUUGUAUGAACGCAAGAGCUUGUUUUUCACUGGAUCGGCUGGAACGGGAAAGUCCAUUUUGCUGCGAGAAAUCAUUGCCCAAAUGCAGAGGAAGUAUGGGAGUGGUAUUGCUAUCACUGCAUCCACCGGUAUUGCUGCGUGCAACAUAGGAGGAUUAACACUACAUAGUUUCGCUGGUAUUGGUCUCGGUCAUGACAGUGUGGAAAAAUUGGUAAAGAGAAUUUCCACCGUGAAGCAAAUAUAUCGACGAUGGACAACUAUAUCGGUUUUGGUCAUCGAUGAAAGUAAGUGUUGUAUCAUCAAAAAGUGCUAUGAACGAAGCGAAGUCUCAUAAAAGCGAACUCAUAGUUU
Molecule: messenger RNA, 1253 nt
Organism: Umbelopsis ramanniana AG
Lineage: Eukaryota; Fungi; Mucoromycota; Umbelopsidomycetes; Umbelopsidales; Umbelopsidaceae
Exons: 2
Coding region: 52-1236 (394 amino acids)
Biological process (GO): DNA repair; telomere maintenance
Molecular function (GO): DNA helicase activity
Source: RefSeq, a predicted model, not a curated record